GCCCGAGGAGCGCGCAGCCGACCCUGGCAACCGCCCCUGGCCCGAGGCGAGAGGGGCCAGACUCCCCGUGGCGGGCGUGCCCCGCCGGCCGGCUGCCGCCAUGGAGGCGCCCAGCAGGAAGGCCGCGGCCGCGCGGGCCACCCUGGCGGCGCCCGCCCCCGCGGCGCCCCGCGAGGAGGACGCCGCCGCCGCGGCCGGUGCGGCCGCCUCGGGGCCCGGCGGGGCGGUCGCCGCCGCGGAGGCCGCCGCGGAGGCGAAGGCUCCCGCAAGCGGCUCGUCGGAGCCGUUCGCGGGGUACUACAGCCGGCACGUCCUGCCCGGGAGCUCCCUGGCCGCGCUGGGGCCGGCCCACGGGCGCCGCAGGGCUGCCGCCGCGGCGGCGCCGCCGCCAGAGGGAGCCGCCGAGGCGGCGGCGGGGCCGCCGCGGGACGUGCGCGAGGAGGAGCUCAGCGACAGCUUGCUGCAGAUGGAGAUGGAGAUGGAUUCCGCCUGGGGCGAACUGCGAGAGCGGCGCGAGGAGAAUGCUACGCUGCGCGGGGAGCUCGCCGUGAUCCAGGCGCUCAUCCACGAGAGAUCCGAGGGGUCCGACGGGGGAGGCGUUUUGUCGGCGGGCAGCCCCGUGCUGUCCGACAUCCAGGCUCCGGAGCCGAGCUUCUGGGCGCCGAGCUUCCAGGCGCCGUCCGAGCUGAGCUCAGGGGUGGCAGCACCGACUCGCCAGGCGCAGCUGUCGCUGAAUAUAUUCCACAUGCAGUUCCAGCUGGAUGGUAUCUUGGAAGAGCUGGGGAACGAGAACGAGGCGGCCCAGGCGCUCAGGGGCGCAAUCGACACCGACCACCUCCUGCUGCUCGCCGGCGGCAGGGCCUUCGUCGAGCCGCGGCCAAGAUACGUCCAGAGCUUGAUCGACGAGGUGCUGAAGAGGUACGGCGUGUGCUGCUGCCGGUGAUGUGCGAGUGACCGCGCCCCCGGCCUGUGCUGCUUUCCAGACUUUGGAGCGUCUGCCGACCAGGCAGUCUCCGGGAUGGGUCGUCCGUCCUGGGCCUCGAGAAUGGCGAACCCGUGAGAGUCCAGCCCACAGCGGCAAACAGUGGCAAGAGAGUUCCAUCAUUAUUUGUUCGACGGGAGGGAAAGGUGUCAAUUGCUUGGACAACAGCGCCUGAGUUUUUUUGCGCGAGGCCGCGCGUAAGCGCCCUCUUCUCCGCGCGGUGUGUCAAGCUGGCGGCCCGCGUAAGCCACCGCUAUGCCGCAUAAUGUUGCUAUGUCGUCGUGCAUAAGACACAUUUUUUUUCGACGCUUAUCUGGCAAAUAGGUGGGUCGCGCGAAUCACUACAUCGCGCGCUUGUUGCCAUUUGGGGCGACAGUGGCAUGUCGUGUUGGCCCUCCGCUGCCAAGCGUGUGCUGCCUUGUUGCAUUGCGACGAUGCCAGCGCAGAAGGAUUGCAUAACUUCUCUCCCCUAGUGGUGCUCUGAGUGAACCCACGUGAGCGACGCAGUACAACGGGUUCGACUGCACUGCGUGGACAUUUGCGUACAAAUUGCCCGCGAAAUGUCGCGCACAAGCGCCCCCGUUUCCAAUGAAGCGAAGCUUGCCGCGCUGGCAGGCCGUGCUAAGGUCGCCAUGCCAUCGUGCGUAGACCCGGUUCUUUUCGUUGCUCUGUUUGCGCGCUCGCGUGCAUGAUUACCAGAGUGCCGCAACUCAGACGUCGGCGCGCGAUGCGCCGGCGAGGACACAUCCGACCGCGCGCCGCAUGCGCCAGGGACCAUGCAAUGUUCUAUUGCCCAGCAUUUGUCGUAUAGUGGCGUGUACAGUUUGAGCCUCUCUGUCUUGGCGAGUGGGCGUUGAGAGUGCGAAUGAUUCAUAGAGUGCCGCGGCUGCUGGCACAGGCCACUGAGAAGCUAAACGUUCCCCUGCCCUUGUAUUUUCUGCGAAGAGCCGCUGGCCGCCUGGGCCAAAAGUGGUGCUAGGCACGCAGCGCAAAUUGUUAUGUCUUCGGGCUCAAGUUCAUUGCCUGGGCUCACCGCCAGGUUAGCUUGUGCGUUUUUUCCAGCUUGCUUAUUGGGCCGGUGCAUCAGUGAUUUGUGUUAUCACAUCGACACAUAUUGUCUGAGCAGUGCCAGCGGUGUUGAUAUCACGAUCAUAUCUGCCAAGAUCUGGGCUGGUCGUCAUGGACAUUGUAAUCGCAUGCAUGCUGUAAUUACGACGAUGCCAGUUUAUGCAGGUUGGUGUAUUUCAACAUUUCGACUCGCAGUUACUUUUUCCGCAUCGUUGAGUCGAGCAGGGAUGGUCGCGCCCCGCACCCCUCCUCCCCUUCCAAUACAUGAUGUUCUUGAUUGCACUUUUGACAGCGAUUGCGACUGUCUGCGAUUGAUGGCUGGAGAAGUGUGUGAGUUGGCACCUUAGAGGGAUCACCUGCCACUUGAGAGCAGUAAGUGCGUAUCAUGUUUCAGUGUACUGUUAUGAAUGACAGCUUCGCCCGAGAUAUCUUCCAUCAAUUGACAUUGGAGCCUGUUUUCAAACGCAGUCGCGCAGUGUGAACAACCCUGCACACCCAUCGCAAGUUGCGGCAACCCCACAUGCAUUCGAGUGACAUCCCGCUAUUGCACCUCCUUCCCAGCAGCCAGCUGGCCAUCCUCUUUAUCCUCCUCCUCUCCCUUUUCCUCUGC
Molecule: messenger RNA, 2660 nt
Organism: Prorocentrum cordatum
Lineage: Eukaryota; Dinophyceae; Prorocentrales; Prorocentraceae
Source: the annotation of a GenBank genome assembly